This is a messenger RNA of Bufo bufo (common toad), 1539 nucleotides long. RefSeq names its product tumor necrosis factor alpha-induced protein 2-like. Gene Ontology annotation, molecular function: SNARE binding. Bases 1 to 1539 code for a protein of 512 amino acids. Gene Ontology annotation, cellular component: exocyst. Gene Ontology annotation, biological process: exocyst localization; exocytosis. The transcript is spliced from 9 exons. The record is from RefSeq and is a predicted model, not a curated record. NCBI's taxonomy places the organism in Eukaryota, Metazoa, Chordata, Amphibia, Anura, Bufonidae.
AUGAAAAAUUUGCAUAAAAAAGAGAAAUCAUCUGAUAAUGCGUCGCAGCCGUUGCUCCCUGAUAUGGAUACAUCAGACCGCACUGUUAUUGACGAAUACCACAAGCAGAAAACUUUUUGGGAGAAAACCAAAGAAUUGAUCGUCACGACGCAGGAGGUCUACAGUGGUGGCUCCAGAGACAACGAGAGGAAAGGGGAGGUCGAGUCACUUUACAUGGAGGAAAGAGUUGUCAGGGUGAUUAAAGAUUCACUUUCCAGUAAGGAUGGAAAUCGCCUUAAGGAGGCUAUAGCGGCCAUAGUGGAACAAGAACACGAAGAUCGAAGACACCAAUGUGGGUCAUGGAAAAUCAGAUGGAAAGAGUGCGUUGCGUCGUCGGUCACUGAACAGAUUAACAGGUUGCCCAAAUUUUCACAGGAGGCUCCAGGCUGCUCUUUGUCCCAAGUAUUAGUCACUCUGGGAAAGACGAUAAAGAGCGGUCUAACCCAUGUCAUCGAAAACCUGAAACCUCAUUACCCAGAGGACUUUGACGUAGCAACUACAUACGCUCUACAGUAUCACCAGCAUCUCCAGUCUGAACUAAGCCUGAUUACGGAGUAUGAGCUGUACAUUAAUGACAUCCACGUCCUGCUGAGCUUCACCCAUAGCAUCUAUCCUAGCAGCAUCCUGAGAGAUCCAGUUCUGAUCAAUCACAUAAAUGUCCCUCAACUGGAGGAACUUCUACCUUCAGAAAAGGUCUGCCAUCUUGAAAAGAUGUAUAUACUUGAUCAAAAGAUUUAUGACAGCGGAAUGAAUGCAGCUAAAGGAAUAUCAGAUGAUUUUGCAAACAAGGUGACACCGAUCCUGGCAACUGAAUUCCUUGAAUUCCUCCAAAGCUAUAAAAUUUCAAUUGGCAAUCAUUGUGAAAAGAACAAAUCAAAGCUGCAUUUUAUGGACAUCAUCAUUGCCAACCUCAACUGCUGCGACCAUUUCAGGGUCUUUAUUGAACGUGCAAGUGCUGGAGAAGACAUAAAGCAGAAAAUCUAUAUGAUCCUUGGUGAGAUUGAAGAUCAAGGUUUCAGCGUUCUCCUGAAGGAUUUGUUUCAAAACAUGCAAGUGAUGGCUGGCAAGGUCCAUAUGCAUCUGGUCAUUGAAUAUCUAACAUACAUGAAGGAUAUUAGGCAAUGCGAUAUAGAUGAACAGAAAGCUCUGGCUGCUCAAAUGCACAGAACAGCGGAUCUCCUCCAUCACUUCUGUACUGAUCAUCUAAGCGACACACAACUGUCUAAAGCCACAUGGGCAAACAACGCCAUCUGCAAGGUGGCAGAGAUCCUACAACUUCAGGAUUUGGACGCAAUUAAACUGGAUGUAGGUGUACUCGCUAACGAAUACCCAGAUAUCAGGAAGCGCCAUGUAAAUUCCUUCUUAUGCAUCAAAAACAACUUGAAGUCGUCCGAGAGGAUGUCAGUAGUGCAAAUAAUGGAGGGCCUCGCAGGCGAAGAUCCGCUAAGCAGACGUCUGUUCACGUUUAUCCCAUGUAUGCCAUGUUUUUGGCCAUUUUAA